AUCCGAAUUCCGAAAUCUCUAAUUAAUCCAAAGAGUAAAGGAAAAUUAGCCUCUGACUCUGGUACCUACAAAAUAGCACAUUUAAAAUGUUUACAAACAUAAAUUGUUUUCGUUAAAUAUAGUAUUUAAAAACAGGACAGAGUCUAAAUAAAACAGUUAUUUUACUCUAACUCAUCACUAAGUAUCAAUACGUGUUCAUUCGCCUAAUUUACAAGUAUAAUUUUCUAAGUUAGAAAUUCAAACUAAGCUUGGGGUUAAAGUGUUCCUGGUUUUCAAUGAUUCUGAUAAAAUUUAAAACAAGAUGACUUUCGGAAGUUUAAAAACUUUGAACAGAUUUUAUUCAGCAACAAGUUACACAAAAAUUCCUCGAGUAUGUAUUGUUGGAGCUGGUCCUGCGGGCUUUUAUGCCGCCAUGCAUCUUACGAAAAACAUACAAUGCAAAAUUGAUUUAAUAGAAAAACUUCCGGUACCCUUCGGAUUAAUUAGAUAUGGUGUAGCUCCAGAUCACCCUGAAGUAAAAAAUGUGAUAAAUCAAUUUACCAAAGUGGCUCAACGACCAGAGGUCAAUUUUUAUGGAAAUGUUACUCUAGGAAAAGAUAUCACUUUAAAUCAACUAAGACAGCAUUAUGAUGCAGUAUUAUUGACAUAUGGUGCUGAAAAAGAUAAAACUCUUGGUAUAGAAAACGAAAACGCCAAGAAUGUUAUUGGAGCCAGACAUUUUGUUGGAUGGUAUAAUGGGCUACCUAGUAAUAAAGACCUGGAGAUUGAUCUAUCUUGUGACAUGGCUGCUAUUCUUGGUCAAGGCAAUGUAGCUCUAGAUGUUGCAAGAAUACUUUUAAGUCCUAUUGAUGAACUUAGAAAAACUGAUAUUACAGAACAUGCAUUAAAUAUUCUAGCAGGAUCAAAAAUCAAACAGUUGUAUUUGAUUGGUCGAAGAGGUCCACUUCAAGUGGCAUUCACUAUUAAAGAACUUAGAGAGCAAUUGAAAUUAAGAGAUUGUAAGACUGUAUGGAGGCCAGAAGAUUUUCAAAAUGUCAUCAAUGAACUUCCUAAUUUACCACGCCCUAGAAAAAGAAUAACUGAACUCAUGCUGAAGUCUUUGAACGAAAAUGAAACAUGUAGCAUCUCUAAUAAUACAAAAAUGUUUAAGCCGAUUUUUUUCAGAAGCCCAAAAAAAUUCCUAAUUAAUGAUAAAAAUAAUGUAACGGGUAUAGAGUUGAUUUGUAAUAAACUUGAAGGUGAAAAUUGGGAGAGUCAAAAGUGUAUUCCGACUGAUGAAAUUGAAGUGGUGAAUUGUGGUUUAGUUUUCAGAAGUAUCGGAUACAAAAGUAUCAAAGCAGAUGAAGAUGUGCCAUUUAGUAAUGGGCUAGUUUUAAAUGAAAGAGGUUGUGUUAUUGACGAAGCUAAUGAGCUAGGAAAACUGUACGUAGCAGGAUGGCUUGGUACUGGACCAGUGGGUGUUAUUCUGCACACCAUGGGAAAUGCAUUUCAAGUAGCAAAAACGAUUUGUGAUGAUCUGAAAAACAAAGCUGAUUAUAGUAAAAGUGGCUUUGCUGAAUUCAAAGAUAUAGUAAAAGACAAGACUGAUAUAGUUGAUUGGGAGGGUUGGCAGAAGAUAGAUAAGUUUGAAAUUGAAGAAGGUAAAAAACGUGGAAAACCACGAGAAAAGAUUUGUAGUGUAGAAAAAAUGAUAGAAAUAGCUAAAUCAGAAUUUAAAAUUGUUAAGGAUAAUAGUUAACACAAGGAGAAUAAAAUGAAGAAUAUAAUUUUAUAAAUUAAGUCUAUGGUUGUAUUGGAAUGUUUAUUAGACAUAAAAAUUAAGAAUAAGACAAUGGUUUGUGGAUGUAAAUUGUUACAUUAACUUUAUAUAUUGUUUUUGCUACAUAUUUUUAUUUUAAAAUAUUUUAUAUUCUACAUUAAAUGAACGAAAAAUGUUAAUUUGUCAAAAACCACUGGAGUUUUAAUAUUGGUCCUUCUUUUUUAAUGUACAGAGCUUAAUGCUCAGUGCCUCUUAUUGCAUGGUCUUGAUUGCUUCGAUUUUCAAACUUUAAAGCCUGACAAAGGCAUUCUUAAAUGGUUUUUCGUAGAAUUGCAAUAUACACAGUCUUCUGGUUGGGAACAUACACCUAGUCCGUCGGCUGCCGAUCGGUGGAGGUGUGCUGCACGUCGUCUGGCGUACGCCAAGUGAAUGGAGCGUUGCUGAAGGGGUUCGGCUGAACUUCGGCGAUCCGUCAGCGCACGCUCGAUGCCCUAGUGCCAAUACUGGAGGCCUGGUCGGAUAGGCGAUACGGCGUGCUCUCCUUGAGUCUCACCCAGGUCCUUUCGGGCCACGGCUGCUUCGGAAAGUACCUGUGGAGAGUCUGUGGAAGAGAGUCACAUCAGAAUAUAUCACCAGCCCACCCGGACGAUGACGCUUAGCACGCAGUCGAAGCGAACGUUGGGAGCAUCUACGGCGAAACCUAA
Bombyx mandarina (wild silkworm) is the source of this 2463-nucleotide messenger RNA. It is a transcript of the gene dare, whose product is annotated as NADPH:adrenodoxin oxidoreductase, mitochondrial. The record is from RefSeq and is a predicted model, not a curated record. Lineage: Eukaryota; Metazoa; Arthropoda; Insecta; Lepidoptera; Bombycidae. Gene Ontology annotation, molecular function: oxidoreductase activity.